Penicillium antarcticum is the source of this 1245-nucleotide messenger RNA. Its product is annotated as FAD-dependent oxidoreductase. Gene Ontology annotation, molecular function: FAD binding; monooxygenase activity. The record is from RefSeq and is a predicted model, not a curated record. The transcript is spliced from 3 exons. Lineage: Eukaryota; Fungi; Ascomycota; Eurotiomycetes; Eurotiales; Aspergillaceae. Bases 1 to 1245 code for a protein of 414 amino acids.
AUGCCCAACAGCACCUCGUCAUCCAAACUUCGCGUAGCUAUCAUAGGUGGCGGAAUUGCCGGUCUUUCUGCUGCUGCAUUCCUCCGGAAAAACCGUCAUUGCAGUAUCAUUGUCUAUGAGCGUCGUGAUGCAGACUCUCAGGAGACUUCCGCGGGGCUCGGGCUCGGAGCUAACGGCAUCUCCAUUGUCAAGCAGCUCGGAAUUGACAGAAAAGAGAUUAGUGGGGUGGUGGGCGCCGGGUACCGGACUUAUAACAUCCACGAGAAGGAGAUAAGUAAGUCCCGGGUUGGUGAUGAGCAGGACGGAGAUUGUGGUUUGUGGCUUGUAUAUCGACAGGAUCUCAAGGACGCGUUGUUGCGGAGAGUCACCAGUGAGGAUGAAGAUGGAGAGGCUAUCAAUGUAUUAUACGGCUGCCAUAUUGUGAACGUUGAUCCAGAGGCUGGUGUUGUUGAAUUUGCAGACGGAAGCUCUGUCGAAGCCGAUCUGAUUAUCGGCGCAGAUGGAAUUCGUUCAAAGGUCCGCGGAGCCGUCAUCCCAGCUUCGCACCCAGAGCCCACCCCGUGCGGUCUUUCAAUGUAUCGAUUCGUCAUUCCAAUGGACGUCGUGAUGAACACCAUCACGACCAACGGAACUAUUCCAGCUAUGUACAACUACGACGACGGCAUCUUCAUAGCAGUUAUAGCUGCUGGAGAUAAAGGCAACCGUAACGUAAUUAUGUAUCCCUGCCAGGGGCAUAAGCUGAUGAAUUGCGUCUGCGCUGUCCCGGACUCGAGUCUCAAGAGCUCAGCCAAGCUUGAAUACUCUUGGAAUGCCAAGGGGAGUGUGGAAGAGCUAUUAGAGGAGAUCGAGGACUUCCCCGAGUGGUUGAAACGAGUCUUUAGCCGCACCCCUCAAGUAGCGCUAUUCCAAGUCCGGGACCAGGAGCCCUUGCCCACGUAUUUUAAGGGCCGAACCGUUUUGAUCGGCGAUGCUGCUCAUGCCAUGGUGCCUUAUCAAGCCCAAGGCGUCAACCAGACUUUCGAGGAUGUGGAGGGUCUCAGCGUUCUAUUUGCAAACAUCUCCGACCGUGACAAGGUCCCCGGUAUCUUGCAAAUCUGGGAUAGCAUUCGCCGGCCACGGGCAUCGGAAAUUCAGACGGGCUCGCGGGCUUCUCAAGCUAAGAUUGCGACAAAAAGCGCAGGUGAUGCCAUUCUGUCGGUAAAGCCUCAUGUGGGUAUGAAAGAAGCUCUUGAGCAGCUGGAGUAA